ACAGAAAUAGGGAUGUUGAAGCUCUGCGUACUCUUGGCUGCCGUUUUUCCGGCCCAUGGUACGGUACUUUUUGCCAGCCUGGGCGAGAAUGUCAGCCUCCCGUGCUACUUUGAACCCGGUGCCAAAUAUUUGUGCUGGUACAAGCAGGUUGCAGGCGAUAAACCUCAGGUUGUGUCCUCAUUAUACGUCUUUGCACAAAACUCCCAUAACUACCUGAAAACGACAGAGCAAGUCAAGCGACUGGCGCCUUACUUCGGUAAAGACUUCUUCCAUCUCAACAUUUCCAACGUGCAGCUUUCCGACACUGCCAUGUACUACUGCGGGAACAGCAACCUCAACGUCAUGAGUUUUGACAGUGGAAUCUUUCUGCUCGUGAAAGAGUCCAGCCGCCUGGCCGUCAUCCAGCAACCACCCUCCAUCACAGUGUCCCCCGGGGGCUCGGCCGCCCUGAACUGCAUCAUGCACCCGGGUAGCAACGAAGGCGGCAAUGUUUACUGGUUCUGGAAGGCCUCGAGUAACUCCAACUUAGGGAUGUUGUACAUCCAAUCGCAAAGCAGCGGCGGCUGCGUCGAGACGUCCGAGACAGGAUGCAUUUUCCUGCUGUCCAAGCGGGAGGUCGCUCUCGCCGACGCCGGGACGUAUUACUGCGCCGUGGCCUCUUGCGGAGAGAUCGUCUUCGGGAACGGGACGAAACUAGAUGUCGGAGAUGAAAAGACACACUUUUACAGCGUGCUGGCGCAAUGUCUGCUCGCGUCUCUGCUCGUGUCCGUCAUCGUCAACGUCUUCCUCACGCGUCUCCUUUGCAAAAAGAGCGGACGAGACAACCUUCCCACCGUCGAAAACGACAACCGCGCGUCCUCCCUCAAAAUUUUCAAGCCCAAAAAUGUUUGUCAGCAGAGUGAGGAAGCUUUGCCCUACGUGGCUCUGGACUUCAAGAAGAGACAGUCCAACAGCAGGAGACAGAAGGGCCCCGAGGAUAGCGUUUACUCUGGUCUGCGACUCAAAAACGUGGAGUGAUCCACAACGCCAGUAUUAUUGCUGAAAAUUCCAUUUUAAAAAAAUGAAAUACAUCAAUAAAAAUUUUUUCCA
Messenger RNA from Corythoichthys intestinalis (scribbled pipefish), 1089 nucleotides. RefSeq lists its product as uncharacterized. Bases 13 to 1017 code for a protein of 334 amino acids. Gene Ontology annotation, biological process: response to bacterium. The record is from RefSeq and is a predicted model, not a curated record. NCBI's taxonomy places the organism in Eukaryota, Metazoa, Chordata, Actinopteri, Syngnathiformes, Syngnathidae. The transcript has 5 exons.